Messenger RNA from Trichoderma asperellum CBS 433.97, 2904 nucleotides. RefSeq lists its product as uncharacterized. Gene Ontology annotation, biological process: DNA-templated transcription; positive regulation of transcription by RNA polymerase II. Gene Ontology annotation, cellular component: nucleus. The record is from RefSeq and is a predicted model, not a curated record. Lineage: Eukaryota; Fungi; Ascomycota; Sordariomycetes; Hypocreales; Hypocreaceae. Gene Ontology annotation, molecular function: sequence-specific DNA binding; zinc ion binding; DNA-binding transcription factor activity, RNA polymerase II-specific.
AUGUCCGACGACGAGGCGGCCACCAUCGAGUCGCAGCCCGCCGGCGACUGGUCCAUCCAGGAUGCCCCGUCGCCGGCCGAGAGCAUCAAGUCCGAUGUCGAGGACGAGAAGAUGACCGCCGACGGCGAAGCGGCGCCGUCGCAACCCAUCCAGAAACGCCGAAGAGUCACCCGCGCUUGCGACGAGUGUCGCCGCAAGAAGAUCAAGUGUGACGGCAAGCAGCCCUGCACCCACUGCUCCGUCUACAGUUACGAAUGCACAUAUGACAAGCCAUCAAACAGGAGGAGGAAUCCCGCACCACAGUAUAUCGAGGCCCUGGAAAGCCGUCUUCAGCGCGCCGAGACGCUGCUGCGAAAAUUUGUUCCUGAUAUUGACCUGGCCGAUCCAAACCUUGACCCUGCCAUUCAACAGGAGUUCAAUAAUCGAGAACGAGCGCGCGCCGAGGCUGCCAAGCUAAGAGCCAGCCAUGCUCCUGCCGAGCCUGAUCCCAAUGACACGCAGCUGACGUCCAUGAUUGACUCCAUCGGCCAGCUGGAUCUCGAUGAAAAGGGCGGAUGGGAUUUCUACGGCAUCUCCUCCGGCACCGUCUUCUUGCGGCGCAUGAAGGAGAACUUCCGCGGCUUGCUGGGCCCUGUAGGCAGAGCGCCGUUUCUGCCACGUCCGUCUGACCGAACUGCAGGCCUCCUAAACUUCGACGUGCCAUCACCUGCUGGCAACUCACCCUUUUCAAACGUUUCCACCGUCCCUGAUCUUCCUCCCAAGGACGUUGCUCGGAAACUCUGCUACUAUUCCUUAAGCUGCGCCACAUGUCUUGUCCGCAUCGUUCAUGUUCCUACUUUUUAUGAAAAAUUCGACCAAAUCUAUGAGCGACAACAUGAUGCUUCAAACCAGGAAGAUACCCCGUUUCUUGCUCUGUUUUAUGCCAUCUUAGCGUUGGGUUGCAUGUACAGCAAUUUAGACGACUCUAGUUCCGGCGGCAUGUCAUAUCGACAGGCCAUCGAUGAAGGAGUCAAGUAUUACAAGAUAUCAAGAUCUCUGCUGCGUGAUGUUACCGAGUGCCGGAGUCUCAUCUCUAUCCAGACUCUUGUUUUCCUAAUUCUCUUCCUCCAGUCUACUGCAAAUCUCAACACUUGCUACUCCUUUAUUGGAAUCGCGCUCCGAUCAUCCUUGCGGAUAGGUCUUCACCGGCACUUACAACACGAACGGUUGGGAAAUAUUGAGCAGCAAGUUCGGCGACGGGUUUUCUAUGUCAUCCGGCAAAUGGACAUUUAUGUUUCCACCAUGCUAGGAUUUCCUCUCCUUCUCAGCAAUGAGGAUGUAGAUCAGUUGUAUCCGCUGGAGGUUGACGACGAGUUCAUCACGGCCGGUGGCAUCAUCCAGCCAGGACCGGGAACGCCUUCAUUUUUCCAGGCAUUCAACGCUCACACCCGAUUGAUGGAAAUCUUGGGGAAAAUCACAAAGAAUAUCUACCCAACAAAGGGUGUUGGGCAAACGGUCAUGAGAGGGGACAAGCUUGCGUCAACUUAUCUCAUCAGCUACAGUAAGAUUAAGGAAAUCGAAACUGACCUGCACAACUGGUUUGAGAGACUUCCGCAAGCAUGGCGGCCCAGUCCCGAUGGCCCAAUUGAAGUGGUUCGUGUACGACACCUGUUGCGUUUUGCGUAUGCUCAUGUGCAACUCGUUCUGUACCGACCUUUCCUACACUAUGUCUCUCCCCGACUGAGCCAAGGCAGCAGGGUUGAUGAACUCUCUUAUGCCUGCGCGGCAGCGGCCAUCAGCGUGUCCCGCAACAUUGUUCACAUUGGUCUUGAGAUCCGGAAACAGCGCGUGCUCAGCGGACCUUACUGGUUCAUGCUCUACACUGAGUUCUUUUCUGUCCUUUCGCUGGUGUUUUAUGCCCUUGAGAAUCCGGACAAGCCUGGGUCUCAAGAGGUGCUGGCUGAUGCACGUGCUGGAAGACAGAUGAUUGCAGAUUUGGCUGACAAGAGCCUUUCUGCGGAGAGAGUCACCGGUACUCUCAAGGUCCUGUUUGAUCAGUUACCAGAGCGGGCUGGUGAUCUAGCCCACUCACGCCCAUCAUCCACAACAAAGAAGAGGACGGCACCUAGUGUUAAGAUGCCAAAUAAUAACCCCAUCCCCGUCGGCAUGACUCUACAUAGGCCAGACGAGAUGAUGCGAAAUAGGAGUGGUGGCAUGUCAUUAUACGGAACCUCGCAUUCCAGGGGCUCUAUGGACAGCAGCAUGGCGCAAUCAUUAGAGCACAGUUAUCCGGAGCCUUCGUUUACUAGCAGCUUGAAUGACAUGAUGCCGAUGGACUUGUCGUCACGAGCUACGCCAGAUUCUACGAGUACUGCUGAGAGCACACACCGACACCCAUUCCAGCCACAUCAUCUGAGCGCGCAGAACAUGCACAGCAAUCCUGUGCAUAAGAUUGACUCUUUGAUGUUUCCUUCGGACGACCCGUUUGCCUAUCCUAACCAACCGAUGAUCGAAUUAGGAUUCUCAGGGAAGACUGACACUUCCGUGGCGUUGCCCCAUCCACCUUCGGACUCGACUUUCUUCUUUCCUGCUUCACUGGACGACAUGGGAGAUCAGUUUAUGGGACAACCUCCGCCAUACAUGAUGCCACAGCAGCAGCAACAGCAGCAUCCAAACGCAAUGGCUAUGAACAUGCCAGGCAACAUGUACGACCCCAACGUCAUGAUGGGGAUGCAUCAACAGGCGCCACAACAGCAAAUCCCACAGCAGCAGGCGCGACGGCCUGGUGGGCUAUCUCUGCGACGGCCGAUACGGGGUGAAAGGCAUCAGGAGCGGCAGAUUGAGCAGAUGUUUACGGAUCACGGCAUGCAACCCGACUGGGGGAGUUUCUUUGGUUCUGGCAGGGGUGGAUUUCAGGGAAUGUGA